Messenger RNA from Marmota flaviventris (yellow-bellied marmot), 2478 nucleotides. RefSeq names its product secretory carrier membrane protein 2 (gene Scamp2). The record is from RefSeq and is a predicted model, not a curated record. Gene Ontology annotation, cellular component: trans-Golgi network membrane; recycling endosome membrane. Gene Ontology annotation, biological process: protein transport. Lineage: Eukaryota; Metazoa; Chordata; Mammalia; Rodentia; Sciuridae.
GUUGCCUCGCUCCCGGAAGUGGAGGAUCUAGAGAGAGCGCUGCUGGGUCUGGGUGCCCGGAGGCAGCAGCGCUCGCGGAGCUUGCCCGCUGGCCCUCGACCGCCAUGUCGGCCUUCGACACCAACCCAUUUGCGGACCCAGUGGACGUAAACCCCUUCCAGGAUCCCUCUGUGACACAGCUGACCAGUGCCCCACAGAGUGGCCUCGCUGAGUUCAACCCCUUCUCAGAGACAAAUGCGGCCACAACGGUUCCUGUCACACAACUCCCUGGGCCCUCACAGCCAGCAGUUCUCCAGCCCUCAGUGGAACCAACACAGCCAAGCCCCCAGGCUGUGGCAGCUGCAGCCCAGGCAGGCCUGCUCCGGCAGCAGGAGGAACUAGACAGGAAAGCUGCUGAGCUGGAACGCAAGGAGCGGGAGCUACAGAACACUGUGGCCAGCUUGCAUGUGAGAGAGAACAACUGGCCAGCCCUGCCCUCAUGGUGCCCUGUCAAGCCCUGCUUCUAUCAGGAUUUCUCCGCUGAGAUCCCUGCUGACUACCAGCGGAUAUGCAAGAUGCUGUACUAUCUCUGGAUGUUGCAUUCAGUGACCCUGUUUCUGAACCUGCUUGCCUGUCUAGCCUGGUUCACAGGCAACAGCGCCAAGGGAGUGGACUUCGGCCUCUCGAUCCUGUGGUUUGUGAUCUUCACCCCCUGUGCCUUCCUUUGUUGGUACCGACCCAUCUAUAAGGCCUUUAGGUCCGACAACUCUUUCAGCUUCUUCGUGUUCUUCUUUGUAUUUUUUUGUCAAAUAGGGAUCUACUUUAUCCAGUUGAUUGGCAUGCCUAACCUGGGGACCAGUGGUUGGAUUGCAGCCCUGUCUACACUGCAGCAAGAGUCCUUGGCCGUGUCAAUCAUCAUGAUGGUGGUGGCUGGCUUCUUUACACUAUGUGCUGGGCUCUCGCUCUUCCUCCUACAGCGGGUGCACUCCUUCUAUCGCCGGACAGGAGCUAGCUUCCAGCAGGCCCAGGAGGAGUUUUCCCAGGGCAUCUUCAGCAACAGAACCUUCCGCAAUGCGGCCUCAUCUGCUGCCCGAGGAACCUUCCAGGGGAAUUAGUGCUCCUGAUUCUCCUCCCUCUGCCUCAGCCUCUUCUCUCUCCUGCCUUCUAAGCUGCACUUUCCAUGGGUGCCUUAUGCAGUGGUUGUGCCCAGCACUGACCCGGCGGGGGCCUCUCUUCCUCCUUCCUCAGCAACUAGCUCUCCCUUCCCCUGAGGGAUGGGGAGGGAGGGACAGGGACUUUUUUUUACACAAGAGAAAAAAAAUAACAAAGAUGCCUUUCCUUCUCUGGUGGUGGUUUGGUAGGAUUCUUUUGUCUCACUGGAAGCAGUGGGACUGAAGCUGUCUUCCUCCUGUAUGCGCGCGCGCACACACACACACACACACACACACACAGGAUCAUUAGCUGGCCUGGACCUACCCUAGCUGGAAUUUUCUGUUGGCAUCCUGGAACUCAUGUCCUGGGACCACAGUCCUUCCCCAGAAGGCCUGGCCCAAAUUGGGCUCUACAUAGCAAGCAUGGGACCCCCACGGUCCUGCCCUGCCUGACCUGGUUGGGAUAAACCUCCCAAGGGUUCCACUUUAGGUGAGCUGCAGUCUAGGUAUAUGGACAGGUCUGUUCCCCAGAUCACUCUGGCAUGGUCUCUGGGUUUCCAGAGUCUCUGGCUGGUUGCCCCAGGCUCUUCCCUGCCUCAUGUUAUUCACAAAUAUAUUCAUAACCUUCCUGGUGUGUGUAGCACCUUGUCCCCUCUGGCUCUGAGUCCUUUUCAGACUAUGAAUGUGCAAUGGAGUUGGCUGGGAUUGAGAUAAGGAGGGAUAGGACAUUGGUCCCAAGUUGUCCCACCCAGCCUUUGGCAUCUGCUAGGAGAGUGGGUCUUGAAUGUUCUGGUGGUUUGUAUGGCCCUGUUUGUUCUGUUCUCUCCUAAAGGACAGGUAUUCUUUGCCUUAGCCUUAAUCCUGUCCCCACCAAUAGCCAUUUCCAUCUUGUGAAACUCUUGAGGGAGGGGGGAAUAGUUCUAGAACUGGGUCCUUCAGGCAGGACAGAUGAGCCAUUUUUCUGAGGGUUCCAAACUAAUCCUUCAGGGUUCCUUCCACACCCAGAGUAGAAUCUAGGUCAUCUUCCAUCACUCGGGAUUCUUAGGAGAUGUGUUACUGUGAUGCAUCUCUGGGAGUUCACUGCCUGCACCUUGUCCUGCAGAGGUUGCAGGAUCUGGUGUGUGGGCUGUGGGAACUUAGCAAGCUGGCCAGUCUGCAGACUCUGGGUCCUGGAGCCCGCCUGAGGCAGCCCCCCAGACUGUCGGCCCACUUAGGCCUAGAGCUACUCAGUGAUAAUGACAGCGACCAGGGUUUUGUAAACUCCUUUCUGGUUUUUCUCCUCCGUGUACAAAUGUAUAUGUUUUGUCUAAAUUUUUGUGCUUAAAUAAAAAUAAGACAUUUUCAGACA